Messenger RNA from Mercenaria mercenaria, 3970 nucleotides. RefSeq names its product alpha-tocopherol transfer protein-like. NCBI's taxonomy places the organism in Eukaryota, Metazoa, Mollusca, Bivalvia, Venerida, Veneridae. The transcript is spliced from 8 exons. The record is from RefSeq and is a predicted model, not a curated record. Gene Ontology annotation, cellular component: membrane. Gene Ontology annotation, molecular function: phosphatidylinositol bisphosphate binding. Bases 390 to 1343 code for a protein of 317 amino acids.
UUCUGUAUGAAGCUUGUAUCUCUGUAAAAUGUACUAAUUGAAGUGAACAUUUGAAAACAAAGGCCACGAUUGCAUGACUAAAAAACUGAAUUGAAGGAUAUCGUUGGAGCUGAAAGCGGUCGUUAGUUACCUCUUGUUUAGUAGAGGAUAAUCGCUCGUGUUUAAAGCUUUCAAAUAUAUAUCUUCUCGAUUUGAUAAGUGGUAAGACGACAUUCGGAUGAUAUAAUUUACGAGGACAGUUUGAGGACAUUAUGCAUGUCAAAUGAGGUCUUUGGCAUACAGUAAUAGAUGAUUAAUAGACGUCCAAUGUCAAUGAAAUGUGCAAGAUCGGCUUAAGACAAUGUUGUACAUAUGACAUGCAGGGUUAGGUUGGUACAAAUAUUUAAAGAAUGUCUCAAGACGAAAACUACAAGUGUACACUAGACGAUAAAAGCUUACAGAAAGCAAAAAGGGAACUAAAUGAGGACCCAAAGGAAAGAGUCGGGGCGUUAAAGGCAUUGAGUGACUGGGUUGCUCAACAAAAAUGGUUACAAUCGCCAACAGAUGCACGAUAUUUGCUUGGGUUUUUGCGAGCGAGAAAAUUCAGUCAGCUUGGAGCACGAGAACUUUUGGAAAACUACUGGACAGUAAGAACAAAAUAUUCUGACUGGUACAAUGGAGUGAGUACUUCAGAUAACCGAAUACAAGACAUUAUCAAACAAGGCGUUUAUAUUCCACUUCCUGGACGAGAUAGAGAAGGGAGAAAACUCGUUAUAGUUAGACUUGGUGCAAUGGACCCAAAAGGUAAAGUAAACACGUUUGAGGACGUGAUGCGAGCUAAUCUGGCCUUGUUUGAUUAUAUUUUACUCGACGAAAACAUUCAAGUGAACGGACUGGUAUUUGUGAUAGAUAUGACAGGGUUUUCCAGGCAUCAUUUUGUCUCGACUGGAAUGGAAAAUACAAAGAAAUGCAUGAUUGUUACACAGAAGGCGUUGCCUGGACGAAUAAAAGAGUUGCAUUAUUAUAACACUGGUGCAGUUUUCGAAAGUAUUUUCAAUAUGAUCCGGCCUAUGAUGAGCGAGAAAUUGAGAAACAGGGUGCACGUACACGGACAAAAUUUAUCGUCUGUAUAUGAUAAGAUAGACAAGUGUAUGUUACCAGAAGAAUACCUACCAGACGAUUAUACAGGAGCAAACGCUGGAACAAUACAAGAAAUAUGCAAUAAUUUAGCCACAGAACUUUGUAAACCUGACGUUAAAGACUUCAUUCAGGAAUUACAUAGUGGAAAAUAUGGAGUUGAUCUUUGCUUAAAGCCACAAGACGAUUUGCCGCAGGCGUCCUUCAGAAAACUCAAUGUUUCUUGAGGCUAUUGUGUCAUUAAAUUGAUUUCAUAAACUUCUGUGAUUGCCUGACAUGGCUUUUUUCAUCGCAAUGUUGCUGAACAUCAUCGCUAUAUUGCUCGACGCUAUCGCCAUGUUUCUCGACGCCCUUGUCAUAUUGCUUGAUGAAUUGUCGUGUUGAUCCGCGUCAUGUUGUUCAUUGCCAUUGCCACGUUGCUCCUGAAGACAUCAGAAUAUUAUUCUGGGCAAUUAUUGUUGGAAAUUUCCAAUGAAAAGUGAACGAGACCAAACACACGUGUAGUCCAGAGAUAAAUGCGUAUGAUAUAAUGCGUCACAGCAUAUAAAAGUUUUCCUUCUACGAUUUUCUUAACAACAUGUUUAAACAGUAUCUAUUUAUUAUUACUACACAGACAUUACAGUGUCCAGUCCUUUACUUGUGAAAUCGUAGAAUGUUUUCAUAAUACGAUUAGUAAAUAUCAUGUAGUGUUGGCAAUGGCCGUCGGUUCGUAGUAAGUUGUGAUAGACAAAGUUGCUCACCUAAUGAUUUUCACCUGUCUACUCUAGGUCAAAUAAUUAGAUAAUUUUAAAUGUUUAAGUGGAAUUGUUAUAAUUAUUGAUAGAAGAUAUCGUAUCUACACUAAGUAGGUACUUUAUUUAUUUCUAUUUUAAGCAUUUUAUUUAUAAGUAAAGGGAAACAUUAGACACUUUGUUCCCUCUGUUCAUAAAUAUGUCGUACACUUUUACUGACCUUCCGACACACAUUUCGGGUUCAAGCCAAAACAUUUUGGCAUCUUGUAACAUUAUAUUGCCCCUUCAUAACUGUUAUCAUUUCAUGAUAUUUAUCAGUAUCGGAUGAUGCUUUGAAAAUGUCAUUAUUUACCAUUAGAGAGUUACCAAGACACCAAACUCUCCUGUCAAAUGACUUUCGACUGCAUCAAUAAAAUGUUUCAUCAACACUCAUGGACAGAUGAAUGUUCUACGAAAAACUCUAGGAAUUAAAUCUUGAUGUAGAAGGAGAGUUCGAUACAUUGUAGAUGAUAAAUGUGAUAGUGUUAUACAAUGUAGAUAAAGAGCCGUUUACAUCAAGUUAAAUUGUUUAUACAGUGUUGUCUAGAAACAACCAGUGCACAUAGUCAUUGGAGAGAACUAGGUCUAAGAAAAUUCUUCUGAGAUAUCAUGUCAUUAUAUCUAAUAUUUGUAGUCUUGUAUCUAAGCGAAAUUUUUAGAUUUAGAUUACACGUAUAAUGACAUGUUUUAUACUUUCAAAUUUUGUAUUCCUCGUAAACAAAAUUUAGCAGAUUUGCAACAACUCCAAAGUUCCAGUAAAAAUAAAAAUACAUGUAAUGCAGUGAGCUUCUUCCGUCUUCGGACGGAGGAAAACAGUUUGAAGUGAUCAAGUUUGAAAUCACCUUUUGAGUCAGUCUGUUUCUUAUACCGCCUGGUUAUCUGUUUGUUUUUUAAACAAUAUACUCAACUGUUCUUUAGAAUACGGCCAAGCUAGAAAGCAGCAAAUUUUGUGCAAUACCUUUAUCAAGUUCACUAUAUAUAUUAUGUUUGGUUGCAGACUUCAAAAGCAAAGUUUUUACUGUAAAAAUUGUUUAUUCGCAUAUUUCAUGUAAAGUUUGCUUACGAACAGCUAGUGUUAAGGUAGUUGUUUGAGUUUGAUCAAUAUUUUUUCUACAAUAUACCAUUUAGUCGAAUUAUGAUUUGUAAAGUAAAUAAUAAUCACACCAUGAGAAAACUAACAUAGUGCAUUUGCGACCAGCAUGGAUCCAGACCAGCCUGCGCAUCCGCGCAGUCUGGUCAGGAUCCAUACUGGUCGCUAACGGUUUCUCUAAUUGCAAUAGGGUUUGAAAGAGUAUGGAUACUGACCAGACUGCGCCGAUGGUCUAGAUCCAUGCUGGUCGCAAAUGCACUAUGUUGGUUUUCUCAUGGUGCGGCUCAAAUGUAAAGAUGAUGUCAUGUGCUUGACUUUUUGCUCGACUGAUUUGAAGUUAUUGAGCAAGUUGUCAUAAUAAGAGACUACGUAAAAAUCUGUACUUUGAUGACAAAUUCAUGACUUUUGUAUAGAGACACUCCAUCCUUGCAUAACUCAAUGAAACUUGCAUCUUUUGUAAAGUUGUACAUUUUCUGUCAUAUAAUGUCAAAUAAGAUAUCUAGGUUCCUCGCUUACUUCUGAGAUAAUUUCCUACGAUUAGAAAGAAUCCCAGACUUGAAUCCAACUUUUAAUCAGUAUUUGAAAAAAAAACAGUUUAUAAUAUCUAAUCUUUAGAAAGAUGAUGAAUAUUGCUAGUUUUAUUAGUUAAGACAAGGGUUUAUUCGUUUUUCAUAAGCCUGACCCAGGUUUUAUUCUAGGGUACACGGGCCACGAUUGUGGUGUCAAAUAUGCGGAACUUUCUUUGCUUUAUCCGUGAAUGGAUAUAGUAUGAGUGAAGUUUAUAUGUACGGGAUAUUGUCCUACUAAAAUCUUGAUGACAGCUUCUAUUACCUUAUGAUCAAUGGAUAGAUAAAAUCUUGCUAUCUGCCAGUUUCAACUUUGCAUGAUUCGUAUGGGACGGAUAAAGUUCGAGUAAGUCUUGGUGUUAGGUAGUAUUAUUUAUGAAUUAUUCGUUUAUGGAUAAAGUUCGAGCAAGUAUUAUUCGAUUACGGAG